Molecule: messenger RNA, 390 nt
Organism: Branchiostoma floridae (Florida lancelet)
Lineage: Eukaryota; Metazoa; Chordata; Leptocardii; Amphioxiformes; Branchiostomatidae
Product: fibropellin-1-like
Exons: 4
Coding region: 1-390 (129 amino acids)
Biological process (GO): heterophilic cell-cell adhesion; establishment or maintenance of epithelial cell apical/basal polarity
Cellular component (GO): plasma membrane; protein-containing complex
Molecular function (GO): calcium ion binding
Source: RefSeq, a predicted model, not a curated record
AUGUACGCCCUGUGUGCAGAUAUCGACGAGUGUAACAGCGCCCCCUGUCAGAAUGGAGCCAUAUGCCAAGACGGAGUGAACAGCUUCACCUGCCAGUGUGCAUCUGGUUAUUACGGAACUCUUUGUGAAGAUAUCGACGAGUGCAUCAGCGCCCCCUGUCAGAAUGGAGCUACAUGUCAGGACGGAGUGAACAGCUUCACCUGUCAGUGCGCACCUGGUUAUACUGGAACACUCUGCAAAGACAUAGAUGACUGUGCGUCCUCCCCAUGUGCCCAUGGAACCUGUACGGAUGGCGUGGGGAGUUACACUUGUAGCUGUGAGGACGGAUGGGAAGGGACAGACUGUGACCAGAGUGAGAAACUAUGCCUUCAUAUUCUAUGUCACAAUUGA